ACAGGUCAGCUUAGCAGUUCGCUAUGCCCGUGUCCAGGUGCCUUUGCGAAUGGCGGGGUUGGAUAGUCGUUGUGCUAGCAAGCCUGCAAUUUGCGCUUGCUGUGGGGCCGGUCUUCAACUACCACAUAUUUCUACUAAGUUUCCAAGAGGAAUUUCAUACAAAUACAGCCAUCACAGGUUGGGUGGGAUGUAUAGCUCACUCCUUGAUGAGCUUCGGCAGCAUACCUGCCGCGGCUCUCAUCAGACGACUCAGCCCUCGCGCGGUCAUCCUAGCGGGGGUUUUCCUACACUGCGGUGGGUUCUUCUCCACUGCCUUCGUGCCUUCCCUUGGAUACGCCUUCCUGACGUAUGGUGCCGCGGUAGGGAUAGGAACCAGCUUUAUCGUGCAGGGAUCGUACACCCUCGCUCUCAUGUGGUUCCCGACGAAGCACUGUGCGCGAGCGUGCGCCACAAUGAAUGCCGGUACCCCCUUUGGUAUGCUGGUCUCUGGACCUCUACUAAACAUGAUGAUUUCGGCACAUGGCUGGCGGCAUACGUUCCUUAUGGCAUCCAGUUUCAUCUUCGUCAUCAGCGCCAUCGCUGGCCUGUUCAUGACCACUCCCACGGAAGCACCGAGGGUGCAACUCCCGGAGAGUGAGAAGAGAUCACCGGCGGAGGAAGAAAAACUGGCUGCGAAGGGGAGUUCGGAAGGGGUGAUCCGGGAAGAAGGAGAGAAGGAUCUUACUCCAUCCGUUCUGCCCCUUAUCCUGCUGUGCCGCCAGUGGGACGCCUGGCUGUGGAAUGUGGGAAUAGCGGUCGGUUCCAUAGCUUGGAGUUUUCACGCCAUUAAUCUGGUAAGCAAUGCGCCAGUUCGGUAUUCCAAAAGCGCAUGCCACAAAAGAAAGUGCGUUGGGAAUACACGAGCUUGGAGUUUUCACGCCAUUAAUCUGGCGAGCUUCAUGGACAGCAUCGGCCUCUCCGAGGUCGAUAUCUCCCUGGCUGUUGUGGCCCUUUCGGCUGGUCAGCUCUCGGGCAAAUUCCUCCUCGCUAUCUUCGCUGAUUCGCUGCCUUUCCUGAAGCUGUACCUCAUCACCGCUUCCUUCAUUACUGCCGGAAUCUCAUCUGGCUUCCUGAAACUCGCAUCGACCUUGCCACCCGUGCUUACACUGUCAUUUUUUUUUGGGAUGUUCCGAGCCGGUAGUUUUGCCAUGAUGCUUCCCUCGUCCGUGGAGAUUUUCAGUCAGUACGGAAUGAGCGUGGUUACAAUAUUUUCGCUGGUGCCCUUCGGAUUCGGCAUGCUGAUCAGUGCUCCUUUGGCUGGUAAGAGCACUUUUUGGUUUGUUUUUUGUUUCUACGGCUAUCCCAGCCUGGGCUUCACUUCAACCGAAGGCUUGAUUCAAAUUAUGACUCGUGUGGAGGUUUAUUCGCUCUAUGUACACAAAUCCUAUAUUCGAAAAAAAGGAAUGAGAUUUUCCAAAAACACAAUGCUUUUACUACAGAUUGAAAUCUCUCCAGUAAUUCCCUCAUUUACAUUUUGUCUUUCCUCUGUAGGCGGCCUGUACGACUUGACGGGAGACUACAUCUUGAGCCUUCUGACCAUAAUGGGUCUCUUCUUGUUUGCAUGUAGUUGCAUAGUUCUCAUUGGCAUCAAACGAAGGAUAAAUUGCAGGCGCAAGAAAGAAGUUGAUAUCGUGACACGCAGUAAUGCGUACGAGCUCGUACAAAGUAAAGACGACAAUGUUAAUACCACGCAAGUUUAAGGUUUCCCGAUAAGCACUGGUUGGAAAUGGUGACACGAGUCGACCUGCCAACAAUUCCGGAGGAAAUCAGUAUGUCCACAUCUGCGAGUCUGCACAAGCAUGCAAAUUGUGCCUUCGUUGGAAGGGUCACAAAAUAUUUUUCAGGAUCCGUCCACACUUGUCAAAUCUAUGGUGCCUUAAUAAGCAGCACAAGAAUGUGCUCUAAAAAAUAUUUCAAGGAAAGUUAUCGGCUUGUUUCUGCAGUCGAAGAGCAACACUCUCUGAGGAUGAAUUGUAUUUUUGCUAUGUAUAUUUUUGUUUGUUUAAUUUCUUAACAAACACUCGAUGUAAACAAUGAUGCUACGCAGCACCAUCGUCAAUUCUGUAGUUCUGAGGUCUUUAUCCAAAAGACGACCCAGCAGCAUAGAAUGAUAAGAUCCCCUCAGAUGUGCAAGUUUCAAUGUCUGAUGUCUCCGAAACUGCAGUCCCAUUUGGUCGAAACCAUAGAGAGGAUGUGUACUAUACGUAUGAAAUUGAUGUGACCCUUUAAGACGUCAUUAUUUGAUUAUUAUAAUUAACUAAACCGACAUUUGAAGACUUUUAUAAAAAAUAUGGGGAGAACAACGAACCAGGGUUC
Acanthaster planci (crown-of-thorns starfish) is the source of this 2355-nucleotide messenger RNA. RefSeq names its product monocarboxylate transporter 13-like. The record is from RefSeq and is a predicted model, not a curated record. Gene Ontology annotation, biological process: transmembrane transport. Gene Ontology annotation, molecular function: monocarboxylic acid transmembrane transporter activity. Lineage: Eukaryota; Metazoa; Echinodermata; Asteroidea; Valvatida; Acanthasteridae.